This is a messenger RNA of Pelodiscus sinensis (Chinese soft-shelled turtle), 1795 nucleotides long. NCBI's taxonomy places the organism in Eukaryota, Metazoa, Chordata, Testudines, Trionychidae. The record is from RefSeq and is a predicted model, not a curated record.
GAGAAGGCCAAGACUAUAACUUGGUUCAGAAAAGAGCAGGAUAAAGUCAUGGAGGACAGGUCCGUCCAUGGGUAUUAGCCAAGAAGGUCCGGCUCACAACCCCCAUGCUGGGGGGUUCCUACAUCUCUGACUGCCAGAAGCAGGGACUGGAUGAUGGGAUAAAUUACUUGGUAAUUGCUCCAUGCUGUUCAUUGCCUCUGGGGCACUUGGCAUUGGCUACUGUCAAAAGACAGGAUACUGGGUUUGCUGGACCUUUGGUUUCACCCAGUUACUUGCCCUCCCCAUGCCUCAGUUUCCCAUUUGCCCCAGGAGGCAACAGAAGAGCUGCCUGAAGUGCUUCGAGAUGUGCUAUGUUAUUAAUGUGACUGUGGAGAAAGGAGGAGUCCACUUUCCAGACAACAAAUAUCUUUUACAAGCUGUAAUGUAGUACUGGGACACUUGUGAUGAGAAUGCAGCAAUCACUGGGAAACAUUCUAUUCUCACUGGGUGUGUGUUUGUUUUUGGCUCUUUCAGGCUUUGUUUUGGGAGGAGCGUUUGGUGUAUUCACAGCAGGCAUUGACACCAAUGUAGGGUUUGACCCCAAGGAUCCCUAUCGUACACCAACCGCGAAAGAAGUCCUUAAAGAUAUGGGGCAAAGAGGGAUGUCCUAUGCCAAAAAUUUUGCCAUUGUGGGUGCUAUGUUCUCCUGUACUGAAUGCCUAGUAGAGUCUUAUCGUGGAAAGUCAGACUGGAAGAACAGCGUUAUUAGCGGAUGCAUCACUGGAGGAGCCAUUGGCUUUAGAGCUGGCUUAAAAGCGGGGGCCAUUGGCUGCGGCGGCUUUGCUGCUUUUUCGGCAGUGAUUGAUUAUUACCUACGGUAACUGCGCAGUUCUCUGGGGAAGUUUCACUUCUGCUCCACUGCCGCUGGUAAGAGUCACUGGACAGACUUCUGGCCUUGGGAUCGGUGAUCGGAGCAAGCCGGCUGUUGUCUGCUGUGUGUCCUAAGGUCCCUUUCGCCCCUCGCUCUGGCAGGCUGGUUUCAUGCCCAGUCGCUGGCAUUUCUUGGAAGCGAGUGAGGCUUCUGGACACAACAGGGUCCGUGUAGUUGUCAGGAUGGAUAAAGUGUCAGUUUCUAUGAACUAAGCCUCUUCUCAACCAGAACCUUUGGGGUCCAAAAUAUGUGGCAUGUUUUGCUGGGGUUGAAAGAGGCAAGCCCUUGGAAUCUUCCUAAAUAAAUGCAGCAAGCUGGAUUGUCAGUUUGCUGCAAACGUGUUCAUAGUAACGGGUUUGCAACUUGCUGCUCUGUUGGGUAGUAACAAGCCCUUGUGGGGGAAAGAAUAAGCCAAUUCCAGGCAUCUCUUACUGUCUCCUGGAGAGUACUUACCCUCUGUACACCUAAAUAGGAACCAGUUUGCCCUGCCACAUCUUCCAGAGAACCAUGUGAAAAGGCAGUUUACCUGUUGGCGUGGUGGCCCUGUUGCUGGCAGCAUUUCAGCAGCAGCAUACUGUACAGCAAGCCAGUUUAGCUGAGCUGCUCUCACUGGACUCCUCCAGCGAGUGAUGAUGCUCCUGCUUCUGCUGCUGUUAGAGCAGAAAGGUCCCAAAGUGUCCCGGCUGGAAAGCCAUCGCAGUAGAGCGCUGCCAGGAGCGGCCGGUUGAUUUGCCAGAACACAAGCCUUUCCCGCCACUGAGCUGCACCAGUUUGGCAAGCUCUGGGAUCCUGGCACGAGACCUUCCAGCUGCUCUUGCAUGUGCCUUGAGGCCAGAAGUCAGACUGAUUUGGGAUUUCUAAUUAAAUCAUGCAUUGAGUUUCUCA